AUGGACGACUUAAAAAGCGAAUUAGAAUUGGAUGACCAUAAGAUUACGUUGACUGAAUUAUCGGAGCGCUAUGAAACAGACUUAUCAAAGGGACAUAAUGCAAGUAAAGUGCUAGAAUAUAGAGAGAGAGAUGGUCUAAAUGCUUUAAGUCCUCCUAAAGUAACACCAUGGUGGGUGAAGUUUGCAAAAAAUUUGUUUGGUGGCUUUGCUCUUUUGCUUUGGACUGGAGCCGUGUUAUGCUUUGUGGCCUAUGGUAUCGAAAGGAGUCAAAGUGAGAACACCCUACCAGAUAAUCUCUACUUGGGAAUAGUAUUGGCUUCUGUGGUUAUUAUAACAGGUUGCUUCCAGUAUUAUCAGGAAGCGAAAAGUUCUAAAAUUAUGGAAAGUUUUAAGAACAUGGUUCCGCAGUUUGCUGUCGUUGUUCGUGAAGGAAACAAGGAAACUAUUGGAGCUGAACAGUUAGUUAGAGGAGAUUUGGUUGAGGUUAAGUCUGGCGAUCGAAUUCCUGCCGAUAUUCGUAUUAUCGAAGCUCGUAGCAUGAAAGUCGAUAAUUCAUCAUUAACUGGAGAAUCUGAACCUCAAGUUCGACUUCCUGAGUGUACGAACGAUAAUCCUAUUGAAACAAGGAACUUGGCUUUUUUUUCUACUUAUUGUGUUGAAGGAAAUUGCAGAGGUAUCGUUGUAAACAUUGGCGAUAACACUGUCAUGGGUCGAAUUGCCAACUUGGCUAGUGGACUUGAUACUGGUUCAACACCAAUUGCUAGAGAAAUUGCUCAUUUUAUACAUAUAAUUACCAGUGUAGCCGUUUUUCUCGGUGUAACCUUUUUCAUACUUUCAUUUAUCCUGGAGUACACUUUCAUCCAAGCCGUUGUGUUUCUUAUUGGUAUUAUUGUCGCAAAUGUACCAGAAGGUCUCUUAGCUACCGUUACAGUAUGUUUGACAUUAACUGCAAAGAGAAUGGCAGCUAAAAAUUGUCUCGUCAAGAAUUUAGAGGCUGUUGAAACGCUCGGUAGUACAUCUACUAUCUGUUCAGAUAAAACUGGCACAUUAACACAAAAUCGAAUGACAGUCGCACAUAUGUGGUAUGACAAUCACAUUGUUGAAGCUGAUACUUCUGAAGACCAGUCUGGAAAACAUGAGAAAUCAUCUGUGACAUGGAAUCAUUUAGCCAGGAUUGGAGCUUUGUGCAAUCGCGCAGAUUUUAAAGCAGACCAAGAGAGUAAGCCUAUCUUGCAAAGGGAUUGUACUGGCGACGCUUCUGAAUCUGCCAUAUUUAAAUACAUCGAAUUAGCUGCCGGUUCAGUUGCUGGAAUGCGUGAAAGAAACGGCAAAAUUGCCGAAAUACCAUUUAAUUCUACCAAUAAGUACCAAGUUUCUAUUCAUACGAAUGAAGAUGGCCAGACACCAUAUAUUCUUGUUAUGAAAGGUGCCCCAGAGCGAAUUUUAGAUCGUUGUUCGGAGAUUGUAAUAGAUGGCGAAGUGCGUCCUUUGGACGAUGCUAUGAAAAAAUCUUUCCAAGAUGCUUACGAGGAACUUGGAGGCAUGGGCGAACGUGUCCUUGGAUUCUGCCAUUACUAUUUAUCAGGAGAUCAAUAUCCAGAAGGGUACAAGUUUGAUACCGAUGAGCAAAACUUUCCGUUGGAUAACUUAACUUUUGUUGGUCUGAUGUCCAUGAUUGAUCCACCUCGUCCAGCUGUUCCCGAUGCUGUCAGUAAAUGCCGUAGUGCAGGUAUCAAAGUAAUCAUGGUAACAGGUGAUCAUCCGAUCACCGCGAAAGCAAUUGCGAGACAUGUUGGAAUAAUCUCAGAAGGGUCCGAGACCAUUGAGGACAUAGCCAAACGUGAAGGAGUUCUGCCAAGAGAUGUUGAUAUCCGUCUCGCUAAAGCCUGUGUUAUUCAUGGCAGCGAAUUAAAGGAAAUUAGUCAAGAUGCAUUAGACGAUAUUUUAGCUCAUUACCCGGAGAUUGUGUUCGCACGAACGUCGCCGCAACAGAAAUUAAUUAUUGUUGAAGGUUGUCAACGUCAAGGGCAAAUUGUCGCUGUAACUGGUGAUGGAGUUAACGAUUCUCCAGCAUUAAAAAGAGCUGAUAUUGGUGUUGCUAUGGGAAUUGCUGGAUCUGAUGUUUCUAAGCAAGCUGCUGAUAUGAUUCUUUUGGACGAUAACUUCGCUUCCAUUGUAACUGGUGUAGAAGAAGGUCGACUUAUCUUUGAUAAUCUGAAGAAAUCAAUUGCAUACACUUUGACCAGUAAUAUUCCCGAAAUUUCACCAUUUUUGAUAUUUAUUAUCACCAGUAUCCCAUUACCUCUUGGAACUGUUACUAUUCUCUGUAUUGACUUGGGAACGGAUAUGGUUCCAGCUAUUUCCCUUGCUUAUGAAAAAGCCGAGAGCGAUAUUAUGAAACGUCAACCUCGUGAUCCUGUACUUGAUAAAUUAGUUAAUGAUAGAUUGAUCAGUAUGGCUUAUGGCCAGAUUGGAAUGAUGCAGGCUACGGCUGGCUUUUUCUGUUAUUUCGUAAUUAUGGGUGAAAAUGGCUUCUUACCUAAUAGACUAUUUGGAAUUCGAGUAUUUUGGGAAGAUCGCAAUAACCAUGCCCUAUUGGAUUCCUAUGGCCAAGAAUGGACCUUCUCGCAACGAAAAGUGCUAGAGUAUACAUGUCAUACGGCUUUCUUUGUCAGUAUUGUAGUCGUGCAAUGGGCCGAUUUACUCAUCUGUAAAACUCGUCGAAAUUCCAUAGUCCAGCAAGGAUUUUUCUCGAAUUGGUACAUGCUUUUUGGAAUAUUUUUCGAAACAGCAUUAGCUGCAACUUUAUGUUAUGCACCUGGCACUGAUCAAGCACUACGAAUGUAUCCUUUAAGAUUUACUUGGUGGCUUCCCGCGUUGCCAUUUAGUCUUUUAAUAUUUGUUUACGAUGAAUGUCGACGUUACAUAUUAAGAAGAAACCCAGGAGGUUGGGUUGAGAAAGAAACUUAUUACUAA
Molecule: messenger RNA, 2976 nt
Organism: Trichoplax adhaerens
Lineage: Eukaryota; Metazoa; Placozoa; Uniplacotomia; Trichoplacea; Trichoplacidae
Exons: 21
Coding region: 1-2976 (991 amino acids)
Biological process (GO): proton transmembrane transport; sodium ion export across plasma membrane; potassium ion import across plasma membrane
Cellular component (GO): membrane
Molecular function (GO): P-type sodium:potassium-exchanging transporter activity; ATP binding; ATP hydrolysis activity
Source: RefSeq, a predicted model, not a curated record